GGAUUUGGUAACUGUAUAAAACGACGCCAUUUUUUUAUGUGAGAUGUGACAUAUCUUGGAUCGGGCAAAACGAAAUUUCGUUGCUCUUUCAGUCUUUCGUCGUUGGCAGCUUAAUCACCGCUUGGGAGGAACAACAUCAAUAACCACAACCCACCUCCCUCCAUCGAUCUCAUCACAUAUCAAAGUUUUGAUUGAUUAAUUAGCCAUAGCGAAACAAUGAGUUACCACAAUGUGGUUCAUGUUGGUCACCAAUCUCAUGAUCCCCCAUCAGGGUAUCCAUCGGAAUAUCCUCCACCGCCUGAUUUUCUUCCACCGCAGCAGCCGGGGUUUCCGAACCCUCAUGAGUUUCAUGGCCCUCCUCCCCCUCAGCCACCGCAUCAACACCAUCAACGCUAUCAGGAUUACUUCUAUGAAGGCUUCCCGCCGCCGCAUUCAGCUCAGCCCUACAACCGCCAACAUUACCAGAACAACCCAUAUGACUAUGACAGUGGCUGCCCUCCUUUCCUCAAUUCCUGUUUGGCCGCACUCUGCUGCUGCUGCCUUUUGGAGCGCUGCUGCUUGUGGUGAUUCUACUCUUUGAAGCCUCUCUACUGCUCUCAAGUAUCAUUUGAUUCUGCAGCGGCUUGGUUCUGGCCUUCUGAUCGUAAAUGUAGGAUUCUUUGAGAGCAAGAAUCCAUCAAUUCUGUGAAGAAUUGGAUAUCAUAAAUGUUUCACUACAUGUUUUGCAGCUAUCAUGUACAUCACUAAACUGUAUAUUUGAUGUUGUCACAUAAACUUGUGGAAAUUCCACUUCUUUUUAGACUUC
Rosa rugosa (rugosa rose) is the source of this 805-nucleotide messenger RNA. RefSeq names its product protein CYSTEINE-RICH TRANSMEMBRANE MODULE 7-like. Bases 217 to 567 code for a protein of 116 amino acids. NCBI's taxonomy places the organism in Eukaryota, Viridiplantae, Streptophyta, Magnoliopsida, Rosales, Rosaceae. The record is from RefSeq and is a predicted model, not a curated record. The transcript has 3 exons.